Pestalotiopsis fici W106-1 is the source of this 2016-nucleotide messenger RNA. RefSeq lists its product as uncharacterized. Gene Ontology annotation, molecular function: RNA binding. Lineage: Eukaryota; Fungi; Ascomycota; Sordariomycetes; Amphisphaeriales; Sporocadaceae. Gene Ontology annotation, cellular component: nucleus. Gene Ontology annotation, biological process: rRNA processing. The transcript is spliced from 2 exons. Bases 1 to 2016 code for a protein of 671 amino acids. The record is from RefSeq and is a predicted model, not a curated record.
AUGGCCAAGAAGGAUAGCCAAAAGGCUUCGGCCUCGAGCGGAGAUUCGCGAUUUGCAAAUUUCCAGUCCGACCCGCGUUUCCGACUGCCCUCCAAGAAGGCCACCAAGACCAAGAUCGACAAGCGAUUCUCCCGGGUCUUGAAAGAUGAGGACUUUACCAAGACUGCCAAGGUCGACCGAUAUGGUCGCAAACUCAAGUCGGACAACAAGGCCAAGGCACUGAAGAAUCUCUAUGAGGAGGAGAGCGAGGGCGAGGACGAUGCCGACAGCGCUGACGAUGACGAAGACGUGCAACGAGAGCUGCAAAAAGCGAACACCAAGUAUGAUCCAGCCAGAGGGGGCGGCUUCUCCUCGUCCGAGUCCGACUCUGAGUCAGAAUCCGAGGAUGAAGAGGACGAGGAGGAAGCCAAUGCCGCGGUAGAGACGUCUGGAAGCAUGCAGCGUCUGCGCGACGAGCAGGCCGACGUUGAAGACGGCGAGGUGACAAAGCGAUUCGCCAUUGUUAACCUCGACUGGGACUAUAUCAAGUCGCCUGACCUGAUGGCUUUGAUGGCAAGUUUCGUACCAAAGGGCGGCCGCAUCAACAAGGUUUCUAUAUACCCUAGCGAGUUCGGCAAGGAACGGAUGCAACGCGAAGAGCUCGAAGGCCCCCCCAAGGAGAUUUUCAAGAAGAAGGCCAAUGAUGGCGAUGAGAGCUCGGAAGAUUCAGAGGAUGAUAGUGAAGACGACGAGGAGGACGAGGAGGACGACGAGAACAUCAAGAAGGACCUCAUCCAGGAGGGUGACGAUCAAGACUUUGACUCGGACGCACUCAGGACAUAUCAGCUGGAUCGAUUGAGAUAUUACUACGCCGUCGUUGUCUGCUCCGAUGAGGCUACUGCCGAGAACAUUUACAAGGCUGUCGAUGGUACAGAAUACCAAAGCUCGUCGAAUUUCAUGGAUCUACGAUUCAUUCCAGACGACGUCACAUUCGACGAUGAACCUCGAGAUGAGUGUGACAGUGUUCCUUCGGACUACAGACCGACAGAGUUUGUCACGGACGCUCUUCAGCACUCCAAGGUCAAGCUUACCUGGGAUAUGCAUCCCGAAGAGGCUGCGCGAAAGGAGAACAUGAAGCGUGCCUUUUCUGGAAGUAGAGCUGAGCUUGAGGAAAACGACAUGAAGGCUUAUCUCGCUUCAAGUGACUCAGAGGGCGACGAAGACGAGCAGCCUGAGGCUGUAGCCGAGGGCGAACCAAAGCUGAGCAAGAAGGAGCUUGCGCGGCAACGAAUGAGAGAGGCCUUGGGCCUGGGCCCCGACACCACGGCCAAGUCAUCCAAGUCAGAGCCAGUGGGUGAAAUGGAAAUGACAUUUACUCUCAACGAUGAUAGCGCCGCCAAGAAGGAGGGCUCGCCAGAUAGAGAAGAAACGACGGUUGAGAAGUACAUGCGCAAGGAGCGGGAGAAGAAAGCGCGCAAGAGAGAAAAGGCCGUGGCCAAGAGAGAUGGUGCUAUUGAAGUCGAGGAACUGGCCGAUGAUCAAGGGGCCGACGAAGAAGAGGAUCUUGGUUUCGAUGACCCCUUCUUCACUACCGAAGAGCCGGCCAAGGUCUCCAAGACAUCACAGAGAAAAGAGGAGCGUCUCAAGAAGCGAGAGCUCAAGGAAGCCGAUGCAAAGAAGAACGCGGAAGAAAAGGCUCAUCUGGAAAAGAUUAUGGGCGGCAGCGCAAAGGCUGGUGACAAGGGCCAUUUCGACAUGGCUGAGAUUUCACGAGCCGAGAAACAAAAGAUGAAGAAGGGCAAGGCCAAGAAGAAGCUGCAGGCCAAGGGUGAGCGUGGAGGACUUCAAGAGGACUUUGCUGUUGAUACUGGCGACGACCGUUUCAAGGCAGUCUUUGAGAGCCACGAGUUUGCCAUUGACCCAUCGAACCCCAAGUUCAGCACGACACCCGGCAUGAAGCAGCUCCUUGACCGGAAAAAGCGGAGCUAUGGAGAUGAUGGUUCAGCAAGUUAUGACAAGAAGAAGCGCAGACGUUGA